UGUGCAAGAUAACUUAGUUGUUUCCCGACUGACAACUAGUCACAAUAACAAAUAACAAACGUCUGUUGUUUGUUAUCACUAGCUUAUUCCGUUGGGCGGGAUAAUGGCUCGGGUGGUGAAGAAGGCUGUUUAUGGAACAUUACCUAGCCAUAGUCGAGUGCAGCUUUUGCAGCGGGAACCCACCUCAAGAAAUUCGCAGCACAAUAGCAUCACAUCGGAAAGGGAAGAUUCACAAUCAGAGACUAGUUCCUCGUCCGGAAACAGUUCCGUAGAAUGUAGCCCCCGACGAAAGGAUGAAUUUUUACGUUACGAAGACAGUGAUGAAGAAGAAACGUAUACUACUUCUAGCAAAAUCUCACAUAGCUUUGUAGAUCUGGUAUCACAACGGUCUCUGGGACAUGGCCAUCCUGCUAGUGUUAAUUUAGAGUAUGGAACAAGACAUUUACUGACAAAUGGAAAUCUCAGGGAACACACAACACAUUUGGGUGAGAUGAACAAAAUCUUCUGUUCCCAGUGGCUUAAUGGACACCAAAUAGUGUUUGGUUCCAAAUGCAAUAAGUUAUCUGUUUAUGACCUAAAUAAAAAGGAACUGUUUUCCAUACCACUGUUGACAAGCUUGCAAAACCGACAACCUGAAAGCCAAUGUGGCAUCCAUGCAUUGGCCAUCAACCCUUCCCAGUCUGUUCUAGCCACAGGUGCAGAAAACACCAAUGAUAUCGCCUUUUACUCCCUACCGACUUUUGACCCGCUCGCCAUCGGCGAGGGCGCGCACGGUGACUGGAUGUUUGAUCUAAAGUGGCUGGACGAUUGCUUUCUCGUUUCGGGAUCGAGAGACACCACAAUGGCCUUGUGGAAAUUGGAAGAUGCAAAUAAUCCUACGGUGACCAAUUUCAAGGCCCUGGCUGUUAAACGAUGCAAAACGGCCGAGAAAGUGCGAGCUUUGGCGUUCAACAAGAGAGAUGUUGAAAUCGCCGCUCUCAGCCUCAAUGGCUACAUCCAUUUGUGGAAGGCCGACACAUUCAAACAAAUGGGGUCCCAAAAACUACACCACGGCACAGAGAAUGUGUGCCUGGGAUAUCACGACGAGCGCAACUUAUAUGCCGUUGGUUCCCGCUCUCACACUACUGUGCUAGACGCGCGUAGUCUCCAGCCUAUCCAGAAUAAAAAUAUUGCUUCUCCUUACCCGACGUGUGGCAUUCGAUCUGUCAGCUUCCGUGGGGAUAUUUUGACUAUUGGGACCGGGACCGGAUCCAUCCUGUUUUACGAUCUGCGAUCUUCAAAAUAUAUGCUUUUCAAAGAUACGACUAAAGAAAUUGUAUUCAAAACCAGUACCGGCUGGGUGGUACGUAUCGAUGUUUGGCAGCGGAUGAUUCUCCGCAAGCUAUGGCACGUUAUACGCCAGCUAUUUACACCCAUUGCUACGAUUCGAGUGGAACUCGGCUGUUCGCAGCUGGUGGACCAUUAGCGGUUGAACGCCGAGGCAACUAUGCAUCCGUUUGGAGUUGAUUUUGAAAUAACCGCCAAAGCCAUGCCGUCGGGAUCUCUUUACAAAUAAAUCUCACACACACAAAAAAAACGCAAGUCGAAAUAAUACUACAUUAUUCAGUUUUCCUUGUUAAUUCGUUCUUUUUUGUAAUUCUAUCGUACGGGAUUGACAAAAAUUUAGGGGCGAAAUUUAGUACAAUAACAGAGAAACGUUGUUAUAUUGACAUUAACUUAUGAAUUAUUGAUUGUUGAUUUGGUGAAAAUAAAGCUGCUAACCAAAGUUA
This is a messenger RNA of Daphnia carinata, 1769 nucleotides long. RefSeq names its product DDB1- and CUL4-associated factor 12 homolog (gene DCAF12). Gene Ontology annotation, cellular component: Cul4-RING E3 ubiquitin ligase complex. The record is from RefSeq and is a predicted model, not a curated record. Bases 104 to 1465 code for a protein of 453 amino acids. Gene Ontology annotation, molecular function: protein binding. NCBI's taxonomy places the organism in Eukaryota, Metazoa, Arthropoda, Branchiopoda, Diplostraca, Daphniidae. The transcript is spliced from 7 exons.